GAAGUUUAUGUAAUUAAUGGACUAAAUUUGUACAAAUUAAGGGAAGGUAUAAAUUUUGAUAUGGCUUGUAUUAUUACGGCCAAAAAAUGAAAUUUCCCUAUAUAUAUAUAUAUAUAGGGAAAUUUACACCCACUACUGUUUUUUCCCAAUUUAUUACUUUUAUACUGUUGCACGGCAAAUACAACAUUUAUACUGUUUUUUUUUUUUUUGGCAGUUUACUGCCUUUAAAACUUUAGCCGCUUGAUGUGAGUGGUGUUUGUUUUUCAUUGCCACUUGUCACGAUAGGGUUUUGCCACGUUUUUUUUUUUUAUAAAAAAAAAGUAAUUGUUUUGAUUUUGACGGUUAUGUGUUAUGAUCAAAAAGUGUUGUAUUUAUGUAUUUUUCUUUUAUUUUUUUUAUAUUAUUUUCGAAUCUAAAUUUUGUAAUUGGUAUUCUCUCUCACCUCAACUGUUCAUCUUCUUCCCCAUUUUCAGUUUGCUUAGACGGUUGUAAUAGUGGGUAGUUUUUUCAUUUUAAAAAAUUUCAAAUCCCAUCCCACUAUCUUAAACUUCCCUCUCAUUUUCCCUCCCAUUUUUAUUAUUUUUGUCUAUAAAUACCUUCAUAGUUCUUCAUAAUGGCCGUUACUCGUUCAUCACCAUCUCCGGCCAAAGUUACAAAACCCAGAAAACAAUCGCAGAAAACCAGACCCAAAUCAAAAAUGGGUAAAAAAAAUCUGAAAGAGAACCCUCCUAGCCCCACUUCCCCUUCUGUUAAAAGAAAAACCAUUGCUGGACCUUCGAAGAACACUCGAGGAAAAAGACCUCGAACUGUUGUUGAAAAUUCAGACUCAGAUUUUGAGUUGGAUUCUGAAUUUCUUAAGUCGCCUGUUUCUGUUAAGGUAUUUUACUAUUUAUCUGUUGUUGUUUUUGAGGUUUUUUGUUUUUUUGUUAAAUUCGAUAUUUGAGGUUCAUAUAUCUGGGUAUUUGUUUGUUUUUGUUUAUGUAUUUGUAAUUGUUUUAUAUAUAUUGUUCGAUUUAUUUAUGUGUUUUUGUUAAUUUUUUAUUUGUUGUUUUGUUGGUGUUGUUAUUUUUUAUUUUAGGGCAAGGGUAAAUCCCCUGUGAAGGUGUUGCCAUCAUCAGGUGUUUCUGAAGAAAUUCCUGUUAAUAGGAUUGUUGAGGUUUGUCAUGUUAUGCAUUCUGUUCUAUGUUUUUUUGUUGUUUUUUUGUUGUUGUUAUUUUCGUAGUGUUUUUUGGUGUUUUAUCAGUGUUUUCAUUGUUCUGUUUUUUAGGAUUGGGAAUGCAAGUACACUCGAUCUCAAUUUUAUCAUUCUAGAGUAGUAACAUCUGGUUAUUACUCUGUACUUGGUGACAUUAAGAGAAUUCUAACUGAAAGCCAAUUGGAAAUUUUUUCAAAAUCUGUGUUUGGUUAUUUUCUUCGAAUUCCUGAGUACAUAAUUCAUUACCAAUUGCUGCAUUGUUUGCUGUUGAGGGAGGUUCAGCAGCCUAAUGGGUUGGAGUUUUGGGUUUGUGUCCAAGGGAAAUACCUUAGGUUUAGUAUCGAAGAGUUUGCGUUGGUCACGGGGUUAGAUUGUCAUGUUGAUUCUGAUUUUUAUCAGUUUAAGCAAGAUGAUAAUGAAUUGGUCAAAUCUUGUUUUAAGGGGUACAAAAAAAUUACCAAGGGUGCUAUUCAGACUGCUUUUAUUGCUGACAAUCUUAAGGAUAACGACGAUCUUGCAGUCAAGUUGGCUGUAUUGUAUUUUGUGCAGUGUUAUUUGUUAGGUGGUCCCCCGGGUAAAGUUGUUUCGUCUGAGGAAAUAGAUGUUGUGGAUAGUGGUCGAUAUAAUGAAUUUGGGUGGGGCAAGCAUUGUUUUGAUAUCACUAUGCAUUCUUUGAAGGGUAAGAUAGAUUCUGGUUAUAAGAGGGUAGUUCGUAGUGACGAGGAUGGUGGGUAUUACAGGUUAUUGGGUUUUCCUUUGGCUAUUCAAUUCUGGUUUUUCGAGUGUUGCCCGUAUGUUAUUGGGAAACUAUCCUUGUACUCAAAUGUUGGCAUUCCAAGGAUUUUGAAUUGGCCUAAAUUACCCAAGGACAAGGAGGGUAUGGUGAAAAUGGAUGUCAUGAACACCCUCAUUUUCGAUCGGUCUUUGAAAGAGUUAAAAUUAAGAAACCUCACUCCAACUUCCGUUGAGAGAUUGAGUUUGAGCCUCACUGAUUUUUUCUCUGGUGAGACUACUCCCGAGGCUGUGAAAUUCAAAAUUAAAGGUGGUUCCAAGCCUGCUGGUCAACCUGGCUUGAUGGGUUCUUCUUCAUCAACUGCUCAUGAGAAUGUCUCCCGAGUUGAGUUUGAGGAAUUUAAAAAGUGUUUAUCUGUUGUUGUCGACGGCAAGGGAUUCUUAUGA
This is a messenger RNA of Cannabis sativa, 2374 nucleotides long. RefSeq lists its product as uncharacterized. The transcript has 2 exons. NCBI's taxonomy places the organism in Eukaryota, Viridiplantae, Streptophyta, Magnoliopsida, Rosales, Cannabaceae. The record is from RefSeq and is a predicted model, not a curated record. The coding region runs from base 1859 to 2374 and encodes 171 amino acids.